ACAAAAAUAUUUUGUCAGGCAAUUUUUUCUCAUCGUGUAUAACUCUUCAGCCAUAGCCCCCCGCAGCAUCUCUUGAGCUUCUGAUGACACUCUCCGCCGCAAAGCCUUGAGCCCCCGACUCACACUACACUCUCCGCCGCAACGCCUUCAACCAGUGGUUCAAUUGGACAACGAGAAGGAGUAGCUCUGUUCGAUUCAGCUCUGGUUCAACCGUAGUUAUAGCUGCUUCGCACCAUCACACCGCUGCACACCUUUCAUUUUGUCACCGUUGUGCGGUUCACCUUGACCAGCCAUUUUGGCACCGUUGUUCGAUACUGUUUCAUUCUGCUUAGGUUGCGAUUGAAGUAUUUGAACUGAAGGAGUUAAAUAGCUGCAAGCUACUUACCGCUCUCCCUAGCUACCUUCUUUCCAAGGAGUUUCACAGUCUUAACUGACCAAUUGAAGGAAGGAAUUUUGAGAUACGUUCAAUAAUUUCCCCAAUUGGAGUGUCGAUAAGCUCAGGUAAAGGAUCAUGGUUGCAUUUAAAAAUAGGUACAUGGUAAUGGAAGUUUUCUUGGAUCCAAAUCGGGACCUUGUGGGGGAUGAUCCUAUCAUAAUCACACAAUUUAAUGUGUCAAAAGCAAUAAAAGACAGCAUUCUAGUAAACUAUGGAGAGUGUGGUUUGGCUUCAUCGCUUGGAUCAUUACAAGUAAAAUAUGUAAAUCCCAUCACAAAGCUAUGUAUUAUCAGAGCCUCACGAGAGGAUUACCAGAAGGUUUGGUCUGCAAUUACCAUGGUUAGGAGUAUUGGAAAUUGCCCAGUGUUAUUCAACUUACUGGACCUAAGUGGGAGUAUUAAGGCCUGCAGAAGUGCUGCUUUAAAGUGUGAUGAAGCUAAAUUUGCACAGUACAAGCUUGUGGUUGGAGACCGUCUUUCAGAGGAUGUUACUAAACACAUGCAAAAUUGUCUUGAAAAGAUCAAGAUUUUGGAGCACUGAGAAUUGUAUGUGUAGCCUACUCUUCUUUCAUGCAAUUUUUUUCCCCGCAAAAUUUAACAUUAUAAGCUUGAUUCUUUCUGGAAGGACUGCUAAGUUCAUUUUCAACAACAUAAAUCAUAUUUUGUAAAUUACCUUCUUUGAUUGAGUUGACAUGUUUUUAUCUAAUAGUUGAAAAUCAAAGUUCACAGAAAGUAAAUUAAAUACAAAUUUACCUUUGAGAGCACCAAUUAGCUGAUCUGCUUGUGUCUCUCAAUAAAUGAAUCUUGAAUUUUA
Molecule: messenger RNA, 1249 nt
Organism: Manihot esculenta (cassava)
Lineage: Eukaryota; Viridiplantae; Streptophyta; Magnoliopsida; Malpighiales; Euphorbiaceae
Product: probable ribonuclease P/MRP protein subunit POP5
Exons: 5
Coding region: 512-976 (154 amino acids)
Biological process (GO): tRNA 5'-leader removal
Cellular component (GO): ribonuclease P complex
Source: RefSeq, a predicted model, not a curated record